AUGGCUGAGAUUCUAAAGCACCCGAAGGUCUUGACAAAAUUUCAGAAUGAAGUAAGGGGUGUGAACAAAGCUGAAGAUGACAUAUUGACAGAGGGUGAUUUGGUUGAUAUGCACUACUUGAAGGCGGUGAUCAAUGAGUCUCUUCGCUUACACCCUCCCCUUGCACUACUAUUUCCUAGAAUAUUGAUGCAAGAUGUGAAAAUAAAUGGUUACAACAUUAAAGCCAAUACACAAGUCAUAGUGAAUGCCUGGCAGGUCGGUCGAGAUCCCAAGUCCUACGAUUACAAACCAGAGGAUUUCGAGCCAGAAAGGUUCUUGACGGUUAAUAAAGGUAUAAAUUACAUAGGGAAUGACUUCCAGUUUAUUCCGUUUGGUGCCGGUCGGAGAAUCUGUCCGGGAGUUCAGUUUGCGUCAGCUGUGUAUGAGAUUGCUCUAGCAAAUUUGCUGCACAAGUUCGAUUGGACAUUGCCUGGUGGAGUAAGAAGCGAGGAUUUGGACAUGACCGAGUCAGCUGGUUUAACAAUUCAUCGGAAAUACCCACUUAAAGCGGUUGCAAUUCCAUAUUCAUCAGAUUAA
Molecule: messenger RNA, 576 nt
Organism: Fragaria vesca subsp. vesca
Lineage: Eukaryota; Viridiplantae; Streptophyta; Magnoliopsida; Rosales; Rosaceae
Product: cytochrome P450 71A4-like
Exons: 1
Coding region: 1-576 (191 amino acids)
Source: RefSeq, a predicted model, not a curated record